AUGUCGUGUAAAAACAAACGAAAUUACGCAACUGACGUGUCAACAAACGAUAAAAAUCGUGUUGAAAAAGCUGCGGCAGCAGAAAAUUCGUCUGUUAACAAUCAAAUACUUUCCAAGACACUGAAAUCAAAUGUUAUUGAGGACUAUUGGCAUGAUAUCGACUCUUAUAUUCAAGAGCCUGGCUUCUUUCACUUUGGGGGCCCGGAUUCUCUGUCCACAAUAAGGGACCCAAAUUUCAUACGAAAGUUGAUUUCCGGUGCUAUUAGUAAAAAGCGAACGGAAGGAGACUUAUUACCCAGCAUCUUUACCAAAAGAUGCUGUGAGCUAUACGAGAGAUUGGAUAAGGAAGGAAGAAUAAUGUUUAUGGAAGUGUUAGCUCGUGAAUUUGGGGUACCAAAAGAUGACUCAAUCAAAGCUGCACAAAACUACAUUCAAGCUGUUGGAGAAGACAAGACAGCCAAUGCAGUGUUUCGUGCCGAACAACUACUUCGCCACGUUUUAGUACCUUAUCAUAGUAUUUUCUUUGAACGAGUGAAUUAUUUGCCAGAUGGGAUAAAGUUUCUGUUAGACUUGCGCACGGAAUUGCUGACUGCUAUUAAUGAGCGAGAACAUGAUGAUACGUAUUUGUUGUCACUAAAUGAUUCGUUAAAGGAAAAACUUAGAGGUUGGCUGCUUGGAUUUUCAGAACUUGAGCGAAUCACGUGGAAAUCACCAGCAAUAAUUUUGGAAAAGUUGAAAGAACAUGAACGCGUCCAUGCUAUACAAGGAUGGCAGGAUCUGAAAAGGCAGACGAGUAGGACCUGUAUGCCACACGAACCUCUUGUUUUUGUACAAGUAGCGUUAACUAAUGAACUAUCUGGAAAUACUAUAUUAAACGACCCGUCACCCAUGACGCCUGAUCAUCCUCAAUUUGCAAUCUUUUAUUCGAUAACCAGUCAGCCUGGUCUUUCGGGCAUUGACUUAGGAAGUUUCCUGCUGAAGCGAGUAAUAAUUGAAUUACAAAAAGAAUUUCCCAGCAUUCAUACUUUUUCUACACUUAGUCCAAUUCCUGGAUUCCGUCAUUGGUUAGAAACAACUCUCGAACUUGAAGGCACUAAUAUCUUUUUGAGCGGCGAAGAGGAUCGAAUAAAGACACUUGCGAGUCAUGUAUCAAGUGAUUCUGCAAUUGAUGACGUCAAAAUACUAAAAGAUAUUCUAAGGUUAAAUGAGUGGGCACAUAAUGAAACGAUUAGUGAGAUUUUGAAACCUAUUCUAUUGAGAUUAUGUACCAGGUACAUCUUGACCGAGAAACGUCAGAAUCUAGCACGUGAUCCUGUUGCCAACUUUCAUAUACGAAACGGCGCAUGUGUACAUCGAACAAACUGGCUAAGCGAUACUUCAGACAAAGGAUUCGAGCAGUCAUUUGGAAUCAUGAUCAAUUAUAAUUACGUGACUUCUCGAAUCGAAGGCAACAACCAAAAAUAUCUUCGUGAUGGAACAAUCACCUUGUCUUCUAAUGAAGAUUUAUUUUUGAUUGAGGAAGCUGCGAGAUCGCCUGCUAAGAUUGAGCUGUUUAUAGAGUCAUAG
Messenger RNA from Ambispora gerdemannii, 1566 nucleotides. NCBI's taxonomy places the organism in Eukaryota, Fungi, Glomeromycota, Glomeromycetes, Archaeosporales, Ambisporaceae. The record is from the annotation of a GenBank genome assembly.